Linum tenue is the source of this 330-nucleotide messenger RNA. NCBI's taxonomy places the organism in Eukaryota, Viridiplantae, Streptophyta, Magnoliopsida, Malpighiales, Linaceae. The record is from the annotation of a GenBank genome assembly.
AUGACUGGAAAGGGAAAAGGGCUGAAAGGGAUUGAUCAAUUUUACCAUGAGGAUGAAGAGGUAUUAUGCGGUUGUGGGCUAAGAGAAUCUCGAAGAAUUUCACGUACUGAUGGCAACCCGAAUCGAAAUUUUUUUGGGUGUCCAUUGUUUGGCUAUAAGGAGAUGGAACCUUAUGAUUAUUUGUCAUGGCACGAUAUUAGAGUUGCAUUGUACAAGGAGAGGAAACGACUUGGUGAUAUGGUUGCCAACUUGCAGCUUGAGAAUGCAGAUCUGCGUGCUAAAUUAGACAGAGUAUCCAAGGAUAGUGCGAUGUUGGCUAUGAAAAAUUAG